GUCAACCGUUUGUAAAUCCUGACGGAACACCGGCAAUAUACAAUCCUCCCAGCGGCCAGCAGACGAUGAGGAGCCAGAUGGUGGGACAGUCUCAGCAGCAGCCUUCAUCCCAACAGCCUCAGCAGGUUCAACAGCCACAGCAGCAAAUGGCAAGUCACCUUGUCACACAGCCUGUUCAGGCGAUGCAGCCAUCUUCUCAGUCAGUCCAAUAUCCAGCAGUUUCUUAUCCUCCCCAGCAUCUCCUGCCUGUCUCUCCAACGCAGCAGUUUUCUGUGCGAGAUGACAUGACAGCCCAGUUUAACCAGAUGAGUUUAAGUCGUCAGUCAUCAGGAGACAACCCUGAUUCGCCUUCCGGACCUGUCUACCCGUCGCCUCUGCUGCAGCAGCCUGCCCAGCAGCCGGGUUACAUUAUGGCUUCCCCAAGUCAGCAGCUUCCCCCGGGAGGUUUUACAGGUUCAGGUCCACCAGUAUCCCAGCAAGUGCUGCAGCCACCGCCGCCACCGCCCCAGGGCUUCGUGCAACAACCGCCACCGCCUGCUCAGAUGCCAGUGUAUUAUUACCCAUCUGGUCAGUACCCUACCUCAACAACUCAGCAGUACAGACCCAUUGCCUCGGUUCAGUACAAUGCACAGCGGAGUCAACAGAUCCCACAAACUGCACAGCAAGCAGGUUACCAGCCUGUCCUGCCCAACCAGCAGCAGGGGUUCCAGGGUCUCAUGGGAAUGCAGCAGCCGCCCCAAAGCCAGAACCUGAUGAGUAAUCAACAGGGAAAUCAGGUGCAAGGCAUGAUGGUGCAGUAUCCAGCCAUGUCGUCUUAUCAGGUGCCAAUGACCCAGGGUUCUCAAGGAUUGCCGCAACAAUCAUAUCAACAACCAAUCAUGCUACCUAAUCAAUCAGGUCAAGGAACACUUACAGCCACUGGAAUGCCUGUCUACUGUAAUGUCAUACCUCCUGCCCCACAGAGCAACCUACGGUUGAUUGCCCCACACUGCCCCUCCAAUAACGUUCCAGUUAUUUCCGCCAGCUGCAGGACAAACUGUGCAAGCAUUAACAAUGCAGGGUGGCAGGUCAAGUACUGACACUGUGGCUUAAUGUGGCUAUAUGAGGAUAGCGGUGCAUUAUUUGACAAAUAACUCAUGGCCUUCAAAUGAAGAGGAACGCAACAGGAUAAUCAGUUGAGGACAUAAGUACUGACUAUGCUCAAGUGACUUGCUGCUGGAAAAAUCUGUAAAAAAAAAAUAAAAAGUAAAAUAAAUUUUGAAAAAAAAAUGUUUGCUGGUUAAUGGUGCAUAUUUUUGUCAUGUCUGCUAGGUAUGCCUUUAUAGCUUAGCUAGUGACAUGAAUUCAUUGAGGUAAGAUUUUUUCCUACCACUGAACACCACUGUGUAGAUUGUAAUAUCCCUGAUUCGGAUUAGUUUUGUACUUUGUGUUGAGUUUGUGAAGCUAAAAGUAUUUAAAAAUAUAAUAAAAUCACAUUGUACCAAAGCUGUAAUGGAAAUGAAAAAAAGACAAAAACAAGCAAAAAAAAUUACUGAAUGGAAGGAAUAAUUUAUAUACACUAUAGAGUUUUUUAUGGAUAUAUACUGUAUUGUAGUGCUUAAUCACAAUAAAGCUAUUUGACCUCAUGGAGAAAGGUCAUGUUUCUA
Molecule: messenger RNA, 1646 nt
Organism: Pterocles gutturalis (yellow-throated sandgrouse)
Lineage: Eukaryota; Metazoa; Chordata; Aves; Pterocliformes; Pteroclidae
Product: cAMP-regulated phosphoprotein 21-like
Exons: 6
Cellular component (GO): cytoplasm
Source: RefSeq, a predicted model, not a curated record